UACCCAACAAAGAGUCUCAUUCAACAUGUGUGUCUUCUUCCACAAACACCACCAAUCCCACGAAUACAACGUCAACCCACUCGAAACACUGACCAACCAACCAAAAAGGAUAUAGAUAGAUAGAACAAUUGGGAGAGAAGGAAAGAAACCGCAAAAGAGAGGAAACAAAUCGAAGCACAGUUAGAGGAACCAAACAGUAACAUCUCUUCUCUUCCUUGUCUCCACCCCAGAAAAUGGCGUCUUCUUUAUCCCUAUCCCUCUCCUUCUCCGCCCUCCACCACCACACCUCCACUCCCCUUAUCCUGCGCACCCCUAAACUCCUUCACCAACGUGCUCACUCCCAUAAAGCCUUCUCCAUCAAAGCCCUCUCCGCUCCAACCCUCACCCAAGACGACCUCAAGAAGCUCGCCGCAGACAAGGCCGUGGAUUAUGUCAAGUCCGGCAUGGUUCUCGGCCUCGGCACCGGCUCCACUGCCGCCUUCGUCGUUGCCAAGCUUGGCCACCUCCUCCAGACCGGUCAACUAUCCAACAUUGUCGGAAUCCCCACCUCGAAACGCACUGAAGAGCAAGCUCGUCAAUUGGGUAUCCCUCUCUCGGUCCUCGAUGACCACCCGAGCCUCGACCUCGCCAUCGACGGCGCCGACGAGGUCGACCCGGAUCUGAACCUAGUCAAGGGCCGCGGAGGAGCGCUCUUGCGAGAGAAAAUGGUGGAAGCUGCCUCGGCCAAGUUCGUGGUCGUCGUGGACGAUACGAAACUAGUGAAGGGACUAGGAGGAAGUGGGCUGGCAAUGCCAGUCGAGGUGGUACAGUUUUGUUGGAAGUACAACCUGAUAAGGCUGCAGGAGUUGUUCAAGGAAGAAGGGGUUGAGGCAAAGCUGAGGUUGAGUGAAAAUGGGACGCCCUAUGUGACUGAUAAUUCCAAUUAUAUAGUUGACUUGUAUUUCAAGACGCCGAUAAAGGAUGCUUUGGCGGCCGGGAAGGAGAUUUCGGCUUUUGAAGGGGUUGUGGAGCAUGGAUUGUUCUUGGAUAUGGCUACCGCGGUCAUUAUUGCUGGUAAGGGAGGUGUGGAGGUGAAGAAUAAGUGAAACUUUUGUGUGAUUGUUGUUUAUUUAUUUUUUUCUUUGGAUGAGUUCGGCCUUAAUUGCUAUGACUGGUAAUGUGGAUACUUGUUGGAAUGACUUGAGCAUGUUUAAAUUGGAUCACUACAAUAGAAGAGAUAUUAGUUGAUAGGAAAUGAGAUAAGGUGGAAUAAAUGAAAUUGGAAGUUUUCAUAUUAA
Messenger RNA from Carya illinoinensis, 1277 nucleotides. RefSeq names its product probable ribose-5-phosphate isomerase 3, chloroplastic. The transcript has a single exon. Gene Ontology annotation, biological process: pentose-phosphate shunt, non-oxidative branch. Lineage: Eukaryota; Viridiplantae; Streptophyta; Magnoliopsida; Fagales; Juglandaceae. The record is from RefSeq and is a predicted model, not a curated record. The coding region runs from base 234 to 1085 and encodes 283 amino acids. Gene Ontology annotation, molecular function: ribose-5-phosphate isomerase activity.